AUGGUUGGGAGCAGGCUGGCGCGACAUGUCGCCAGCAAGGCUCGAUUCCAGGAGGGUUGGAGCCCGGUUCUCGCGGCUCUGCAGAGGCUUCAGGAUCCGCGCUGCCCGCCUCCGCGACAAGAGGAUGCGCUACAAGCACUGCUGGAUAACAAGGAAGCCUUUGCCACAACCAAAGACUACUCGCGCGCCAUCAAUGCCUUCGGCAAGCGGAGGCGAUGGUCCGAGGCAGUGCACCUGCUUGCGACCAUGCAUGAGCGUGUGGUGGGGCCGUGUCGGUUUUCGCACAGCGCCGCCAUAAGCGCCUGCGCCAGUGCCACUGCUUGGCAGCACGCGCUCUCUGCCUUGACUGGCCCCGAGGCCCAAGACCUCGACCUGGAUCUUAUCGUCGUCAGCGCAGCACUGUCGGCUUGUGAGAAAGCCAGCCGCUGGCACCAAGCAAUGCGGCUGCUCCAGGAAGCAGAGCGGCGGGAGAUACAGCCAGAUGUGGUGGCAUUGAAUGCUGUAAUCAGCAGCUGUGGCAAGGGUUUCGCUUGGGCUCGAGCUUUGGAUCUGCUGCAAAGCUUGGCAGACAGGAGGCUUCAGCCUACUCGCAUCAGCUACUCCUCGGCGCUAACGGCCUGCGAGCGAUCGGGACGAUGGAGGCAGGCCAUGGGCCUUCUGCUCGGCAUGCAAAGCGCAGGUGUGACGCCGGAUGCCAUCGCAAUGGGCGCAAGCAUCAGUGCAAUGGAGAAAGGUCGGCAGUGGGCAGCUGCACUGUGGCUCUUGUCCGUGGAGGAGCGCUCCUCCCGAUGCUUCGACACAGUUGCGUUCAAUGCCGGCAUCGCUGCGUGUGCCAAGAGCCGGGAGUGGAUCAAGGCUCUUGACCUGUUGCAGACGCUCACUUCGCCGAUGGCCCCCGUCCGCCCGGACGCGGCGUCCUUUGAUGCUGGGAUGGAUGCCUGUGCAGACGGGCACUGGUUGCAGGCGCUUGGGCUGCUUAGCGAGAUGCCAAAGCUUGACUUGCCUCGCACAGCCCGGAGCUACAUGGCCGCCCUUAGCGCUUGCACUGCCUCGAGCCACUGGCCACGUUCGCUGGUCCUUUGGGCGGAGCUUCAAGACGAAGGUCGCAUACCCAUCGACGGGAGCUUGCGGAGUGCAGCAAUCGAGGCCUGUUCUCCUGCUGGGCUGUGGCAGGAGGCACUGUAUCAUUUUCUAUCGAGCGGGCCGGUUGCCGACUCGGACGACGCCCUGCGCCAAGGUGUGAUCAAGGUGCUGGCGCAGGCAGCGCAGACUUCCCAAGCAGUAGCACUGUACAGACUGCUGGAGGAGGAGAAGCUUUAUCAGCCCUGGAAGACAGCGAACCUUCUCGAUCUCCAUGGGAUGACCGUCGAAGUCGCGCUUGUGGCCACGUUUUCUGCGCUGCUCACGCGGUCGCUGGAGGAUGCGAAGAGGCCGCCUUUGGGGCUCAUUGUCGGCCGCGGCAUUCACUCGGACGAGGGCGUUGCCAUCCUGAAGCCUCUGCUGCAGGAGGUGCUCUCGGAGCUUGGGGUUCCUUGGAAGGAGGUGACAGAUGGCAGGCGCACACGCGCGGGGUCUGGCGGCGGUGGCGCUGCCCGCGACGACCACUGUGAUGAUGAUGAUGUUGAUGUCAACGAUGAUGACGACGAAGAAGAUGAUGAUUAUCUGCAGGGGAGUGGUUUUCCUAGUGUCGAUGGGUCUAUGAUGCCGGUGAUGUUGACGCUGGGGCUGUCUUGUGCCUUACGUCUCCGUCAUCUUCGGGUUCUCACUGCCGCGGUGCGGGCUCAUGCCGGACGGAACCCUGCCCCGAUGCUGCUUGUGGCUUGA
Symbiodinium sp. CCMP2592 is the source of this 1824-nucleotide messenger RNA. The record is from the annotation of a GenBank genome assembly. Lineage: Eukaryota; Dinophyceae; Suessiales; Symbiodiniaceae.